Molecule: messenger RNA, 3060 nt
Organism: Anopheles coluzzii
Lineage: Eukaryota; Metazoa; Arthropoda; Insecta; Diptera; Culicidae
Product: carboxylesterase 1F
Exons: 6
Coding region: 710-2947 (745 amino acids)
Source: RefSeq, a predicted model, not a curated record
CAAAAACAAAAUCCACAUACAAGCACACUUUCCACCUAAAAUGAGCAACUCGUGAAAAAAAACAAUACUCACACACGUAGCUUACUGAAUCACCCUACGCUAUAGUUCCUAAUGCAACCGGAAGUACCCCCAUAACACAGUCACGAACUCGACAUCAACCCAAUAAGCCAUGUGUAGCGCACUCAUUCACCAGCGCAACAAGCUUUCUUUUGUUCUGAACAGAUCCCCAAUUUGAGCUCUCUUUUGCAUGCUUGAACUAAGGCCCCAGAUGAGUGCGCGCACUACUCGUCAUGAAAGUGAACGCUAUUUAUUUGUUCAUGUCGACCCUCACCACAUGAGUAAAAAUGCCAUGUAACUAUAUUUGUUGAGCUUGAAGGGUCAGUUUUAUUCUGCAAGUCCAUCAGUUCAGUUUACUGUCUGAUGACGUCCGGAAAAUAUUUUUAAAUAUAAUGGAUACAUUUUUACCAUAUUUUGAUAUAGCGCCGUGCAAAAUUGUAUCCCGGUCGAACAAAUCUAAUAAGUGCUGCAAAGAUAUACGCGAUAGUCAUUAGAGCAGAACGAUUUUCAAUAUUACAUUGCAACCAGUGGGAACUGUUGACUAUUGUAAAUUAUUGUGAAUUUCUUCUACACAAAGUGUGUGCUAAACUUUAUUUUAAAAUAACAAUGAAGAAGGCUUUGUUGUUUUGUGAUCAAGUAGUAAGAUAAUAAAAUGGCAACAAUUAAAAAGCUUCUUAACAACGUACUAUUGUUUUGGAUUUUAUCAAUUGGACUAUCUGGAAGCCAAAUGCAAGAUGCAACUAUCGUACUAAGUCAAGGAACUCUUAUUGGGCUUAAAGUCUUUCCCGAGACAUCACGCAUACCCAUAUAUGCGUACCUUGGGAUUCCAUAUGCAAAGCCUCCCGUCAAUGAGCUACGAUUUGCUCCCCCUGUACCGAGUCCAGGAUGGAAUAGAACUUUGUAUGCUCGUGACUUUAAACCGAUUUGUCCACAAAUCGAAAACAGCAGCUACGAAGAUUUGGGAAUUGAAAAUCAGUUUCGAUCGCGUGAAACUAGCGAAGAUUGUCUGUACUUGAACAUAUGGAUUCCCGAGACAUCAAUACGUUACGGAGGCUUCCCGGUAUUGGUAAUGAUAACAGGUGAGGAAAUGGCAUUCGACUGGAACACUAAUCGGGCAAGCGGUCUCGAUCUUGCGGCAGAUGGUAUUAUCGUAGUAACUGUACAGUACCGAAGCAAUGUGUUCGGGUGGUUAUCGCUCGGUCAAAAAUAUGCUCCAGGAAACCUUGGUCUACUCGAUCAACAAUUGGCACUUGUCUGGAUAAAGGAUAAUAUACAAAAAUUUGGCGGUGAUACCAAUCGAUUAACACUACUUGGACAUGGUACAACCGGUGGACCAAAUGUAAUGAUUCACAUGGUUAGCCCGCAAGCAAGAGGCCUAUUUGCGCGGGCUAUCAUAAUGUCUGGCACAAUCUAUUCUCCGUAUUCCGAAGUGAACGCCGACACAAAACUUUCUCAAGAAAUCAUUAAAAUACUGGCCUGCAACUAUGACGUUGGAAAAAAUGUAUUGAAAUGCCUACAGCAGAAGAGCAUUCACGAUCUUCUACGUGCUUAUGAGUACAUCUAUCGUAACGGAAACUACACUAUCAAUCUCGGACCAAUUAUAGAUCACUACCUACCUGUUGAAAAACGGUACAUUGUUGAUGAUCCUCAAAAAUUGUUCACAGCGAAAGCUCUCAUCAUGGAAGACAUGCCCAUUCUUUUUGGUAUAACUAGCAACGAAGGCGGAUUUUUGUACAGCAAAUGGAUUGAGUUAGCACGUCAAAGUAUUGAUUCGCUAAAGAAGUACAUUAAUGAAACGCUUCUACCUAAUAUCAUCGAACGGUACAAGUUUCAAGGAGCGGGCCAAGAUCAAAUACGUGAAACCAUACAUUGGCGUUACUUUGAACAAAUACCCCAAACAACAGCGCAUCAUAUACACGCUAUCAUUAAAAUUAUGUCGGAAACACGAUACGAAAUACCUUUCUAUAAAACUCUCAAAGCCCUCGGAACCAAAAAACAAUCUAAUAGACAACUGCCCGUCGGAACGGUAGAGGACGAUAUAGCAAAUAUACAACGCGAGAGCAAAGCUGCAACGCAACAUAACGCCAGUUACGUUUAUGCAUAUCUUUUCCAUCACCCCAAUUCGAUGGACAUGAGGGGAAGAAUUAACUUUUUUGGAGGAGCAUCUCAUUCAUCGGAUUUACCUUUCCUCAUGGGACCAAGCCUUUACAGAGAAAUUGGGCGCAGGCGCUUAUCGAUGGUUGAAGACAAAUUGUGCAAGAAAAUGCGAUCUUUAUUUACGGAAUUCAUUAAAGGCGGCAAUCCAACACCCGGUCGGCAAUUUGAUUCCUGGACACCAUAUAGCGUUGAACUCAAAUACAUCAAGUUGAUCUCCGCAAAACCGGAGUCUUUUCAUCGAAAUGAUCACUCAUCAUUAGAAAACACAUUUGAAGAUAAUUUACAAGAAAUUGAAGAAAACGUUAUUGGUAUAACAGGAUUGGAAGAACCAUCUUCUAGCAUAAAUAACUCCAAAAACCCCUACAAUCUUAAUCCUAACGUUCAGGCAGAACAAGAAAACGCGAGAACGUCUAAAAAUGCUAUCUAUCUAGCUGGUGCAAGAGAUUCUGAGUAUUUUUACUACCUGCAGAGAAUGGACAGUUUUUGGGACCAAUUUCUUCCAAAACUCAGCCAAAUUAUGAAUGAAACAAACCAAGAGAAACUGCGUAAUCGCCGAAUUGAUCUAACACUUGAGGAAGAGCAAGAUAUAUCCCGAGAAACAGCAGCGGCUUCCAAAUAUAAGCAUGCCUUUUUUUCUAUGCUUACAUUAGUAUGUAUGCUAUUGGCAGUUCUUUGUAUUUGCGUCUACAUUUUAAAGAAAAACACCAACACCAGUUUAUCGAGUAUAUUAUGACACCAACUUUUCUUCCGAACAAAUCUCUUUGAUCGGAAGAAUCGACGUAAAAAACCUGACGUAAGCAGCAUGGGUGAUGAGGAAGAAAUUAACGUAACAGCUAUCAGCCAUCA